AUGAACGACCCUCUGCUCGCCGUCAUCCUCGCCACGUCGUCUUCGCGCGGAUCGCACAUCGUCUUCCGCUGGCCAAACAAGCCCAAGAUCUUCAAGCGCUACUCAAAGAUCAAGUACUACGCCGAACACCACCACGAUCCCAGCUCUUCCCAUCGUACAAAGGACGAGCUCGACUUUGAUCCCGUCAGGCAAAAGGCAAACUGGGAUAGGCACGACGAAGACGACGACGAGCACGACGACGACGCAAACAGCGACGACCUCGGCCAGAGCGAUACCCCCUCCUCUUCCGAGAUCGACGAUGACUCGGAUGCCUCGAUCAGCGAUGAGGAUCAGCCGCGACCCGGUCGCAAUGCCGCCGUCGACUUCAACGAGGCGGCCAGCGUAGCCAGGACAAAGACUAGUGCCGGUGCCAGCCGGUCCAAGUCCAAGGCGAGGAAGCCCCUCUCCACCCUCGACGAAUCCCUGCACAGCCUGCGCACCAUCGACUCGGCCAACAACCAGUAUGACGGCAAUGGCGCUGGCGGCAACAAUGGCAACGGCCACGCCUCUGGUACCCAGCCACCCGAUUCUGACAACGGCGGCACCUCCAACAACCUCUCGCCCGAGGAAAAGGCCCGCCGUGAAGAGCGAGCCGCCCGAGCAUAUCGUACCUACCUUGGCUACGAGACCGACUUCCUCGCAUCGAUCCUGAGCCCGCGGCAGGAGCUGGCACAUCAGAAGUUCGAGCUGGUGAUCGACGACCUGGCAUUCCUCGGGCACCCCGUCUGCGUGGGCCCGGGGGGACAGUGGGGUGACCCCGGGGACGAUGCCGACGGGGACGGAGGCGAUCGCAGCGCCGAUGAUGCCCGGCGUGGACGGUAUGGCGCAGCCUUACGCCGCGGCUCGUCCCAGAGCGACGGUCGGAGCGGCAACCGCCUGAGGCCUGGCGAGAGCAGUCGCAGCCCAUCAGCACAGAAGGCACUGCAGCCCGACACCGCAUCCGCCAGAUCCCUGGCGCCCCUGACCCAAUUCCACUUGGUGCUCGUCCUCGAUCGGCCGGACCCCUCGGCGGCGCUGGCCGGGAUGGACCUCAGCUCCUGGCUGCAGCUCUUCUAUGACCACAUCGUCUUCAAGACGACCGCAUCGCUCUUCGCCGAGCAGGUGCGGGCGGACUACGUCUCGAAGGAAGCUGAGAGCCUCUUGGCGCUCCGGGAACGCUGCAUGGACGACGGGCAAUCGUAUUCUGCCUAUGCUGCCCAAGCGCUGGGCAUCUCGUCGAUGGCACGCUGCCUCCGCGAUCUGCACAAGUCCAUCAGUACCUCGUCGGACGCCUUCCUCACCAUCAACGACCGCAUCGAGGUCCACAUUCAGCUGCCGCCCAUCCUCCAGAACCCAAACAAGAUCCUCAAGGUGCCAGACAUCGAGACGGAGCUGGACCCCAACGACCCGAUCUUCCUGAGCGGCGGCGGCUUCGCCGGCAUGGGCAAGGAGGGCGGCGACGGCGACGACUACGACGGCGGCUACGAUCGGCUCAUGAGCCUGGGGCCCAGCGAGCUCACCUUUGAGGAGUGGACCCGCACCACCGGCCCGUACCUCCUGCCGUGGAAGACCCUGCUGCUGCUGCACGAUCACCCGGACGAUCCACACACCCGGCAGCGAUCGCCAAAGGUAUCCGAUUCCGCCGACAGCGAGACCGACCACGUCCACAGCGAGAGCCUAGGCUUUGAGCAGCUCACUCGCAAGUUUACGGCCCUGUUCCGGCCUCGCGUGUCGGAGAUGCUCAACUUCGACGAGGUGGCCAACGUCCUCGACUGGGACCUGUACGACGAUGUGUACCCGAUGGUGCGCCACCUGAUCUACUAUCGCCAGGCCCGCGUCAUCGAUGUUCCGCGGACGGCACACGUCUAUGGUAUCUCGCCGCUCUUUGAGUUCAAGCGGCUUGCCUCGCUGAGUCGCUCCUGGGCCUCUACCUUUCCAGAACUUCUUCCGCUGCCGGCCUUUCUGUCGCAGAUGUCGUCGGCGUUGCGGCCGCUCAACGCCCUGCUCCCGGGCAGGUACCAGAGACAGCUCUGCCUCGACGUCCUCGUGUGGCUGCUGCGCCGCGAGGUCGUCGUCAAGCUCCACGUCCGUCUUCGACUGGUCGCCACGGAGAGGGUCAAGAUCCGCACCAUCGAGCGCCGCGCCGAGAGGGUGCAGAAGACCAAGCAGCGUCAGGAACGCCGACAACGCAGGGCGGCGCGACUCGAGGCCAAGGAGGCACGCAAGGCAGCCAAAGAGGAGCGGAAAAGGGAGCUGCAGAGGCUGAGGGAGAUCGAAGCAAGCAAACGCGAGGACCAGGAACAAGAGCAGCGAGGCCGCAGCCGUGAGCGAGACCGGUCGCGAUCGGCCGAUGCCAGGCAGACGCUGCAGACGGCCGAGGCGCAGGGGUCUGCCGAGAGCGAGGAGAUGGUACGGUCAGUCUCUGGCCUGAGCGUAUCCCGACCGGGCACUCUGGCUCAUCCCGACUCGGUGGCCUCAGCUGCAGCAACAGCGGCCGCCAUCGUCCAGCAGCGUUCAGACUCGGGAUCCAAGAAUGGCAGGUCGAGCCAGUCCAGCGCUCAGCCUCCGGGUCAUCACCAUCAUCACCACCAUCACCAUCACCAUCACCAUCACAGCCACGGUCACCAUGGCCACCACAGCCAUCAUGGUUCAGCCCAGCCGAGCUCGCAGCCAUCGGCGCCCAUCCUCAUUGGCAGCUCCAGCAACCCGAUGUUUGAGAAGCUCAAAUUUGAGCGUCGGCCCGUGCUGCGGUCGCGCUCGCCAUCGACCGCGCUCUCGGUCAGCUUCAGCAACGCCGUAGGCCCGAGGCGGCCGCGAGCCGAGACGGGCGGUUCGAGCUCGUCGAGCGGCGCAGGCGCGGGCGCAGGCAAGCUUGAGCCGCUCUCCAUGACGCCCAACGACUCUUCCCUCGGCCAUCGCUCCCCGAUUCGGUCAACAACGCCCCGCGGCAGGCGCGUGCCUCGGCAUGUGCGCGACGCGAGCGCCACGAGCGGACUCAGCCACGGCUCUGCCGGCCGGGCGGUUUCACGGCCAUCCUCUUCCGGCGGCGCUGCUCUCGCCUUUGGUGCAGAAGCGAGCGCCUCUGCCGGCUCGCAUUCGGCCAGCGUGCCGAACGCGAUGAGCAUGCACGCCAAGGAGCGCAAAGUCAUGUCACGCUCGCCAUCGCGCGCUCGACUCAAGGUGACGGGCUUCGGGCAGGACGAGGAGGUCGAGGUCGAUGGCGAGGAAGAGGAGAGCGAGACGCCGUCCCUCGAUGGCGCAGGCGCGCUGGCAGACGUGGAAGACGAGACGACGCCCGUCGACGACGAGAGGCGGCUCUCGCUCGUCGGCGAAGAGGCCGACGACGAAGACGACGACGACGACGACGAGGCCCUCGCUCCUUCGGCGCUUGGCGCGGAAGAGGGCGUGUCGCCCACUUCCAUCGUUCCUACUGCAGACGCGGGCAGCGUCUACGAGCGUGGGAGACGGCCCAGCCAGAACCCUCCGACCUCGGUCGCCAGUCUGGCGCGCCAGAACCUACGACGCAUCUCGAUAGCCUCGGAACGGCCCGACUUUCCACCUUCGCCGCUCGCCUCGUCCGACGAGGAUGACGAAGGGACACGAUCGCACCAGUGCGGGGCCGAGUGCCGCCCCGACUGUCGGCACGCGUCUGCCAGCUGCAGCUCCUCUUCGUCGUCGUCGUCGUCGUCGUCAUCGACCUGCUCCUACUCGUCCUCGUUGCCUUCGGACUUUUCCGAUCUCGACGACAACGGCGGCGGUGGCGUCGACGAGGAAGCUGCAGAGCAGCAGCAGGACGACGAGGAGGAGCUGGCCAACGAAGCCAGACGGGCGGAUACGACCGAGACGCUCAUCGUCGAGCCGUCGCGGGCGACGCGCGAGGAAAACGAGUGGAUCGCCACCAUGAUCGAGGGCAAGCCGACGUGGCUCGUCAAGAAGCUCUUCCGCCUGCUGCCCUACCUCAACGGCAAGCACACCAUCGACGAAAUCGAGUACCGCGUCGGCAUGAAGCGCAAGGAGAUCCGCCUCCUCCUCGCCGAGUUCCGCGAGGUCAUCGUCACCUUUAUGCAUCCGUGA
Molecule: messenger RNA, 4092 nt
Organism: Pseudozyma flocculosa PF-1
Lineage: Eukaryota; Fungi; Basidiomycota; Ustilaginomycetes; Ustilaginales; Ustilaginaceae
Exons: 1
Coding region: 1-4092 (1363 amino acids)
Biological process (GO): TORC1 signaling; cellular response to amino acid starvation; positive regulation of autophagy
Cellular component (GO): GATOR1 complex
Source: RefSeq, a predicted model, not a curated record